This is a messenger RNA of Ectocarpus siliculosus, 5945 nucleotides long. The record is from the annotation of a GenBank genome assembly. Lineage: Eukaryota; Phaeophyceae; Ectocarpales; Ectocarpaceae.
AUGACAGUGAGAUCCGCUGCCCUUGUUGCUGCGGCGGCAGUGGCAGGAGGAUUCGUUGCCGCCCAAAGCAACACAACGGCGACAAGCUCGACAGGGACGACCUUUGCAGCCAUCGCCGGGUACACCCCAGUAUCGGACGUUGUCGAGCACUCCGAGCUGGACUUGGAUGUUGCCGAAAUCGAAGCGGGCGCCGAUCUGCUGUCGGAAGCUGGCUUCGCCACUGCGUACACGGCGUACUCCGUGGGUGGAAACAGCGAGAAGACGGACUCGACCCGGACUGUCCAGGGUUUCUCGACCGGCGCUCAAGAGAAGCUCACCGGCGAGGUCACCUUCGACAUUUGGGAGGCGUUCUGGGGCAGCCCCGAUUACGCCGACCAGUACACGUCGGGGGCAUGCCUGGGAACUGGCACCUUCGCAGGCGCAUCCAACCUCACGCGUUCGGAGUGUUGCCUCAAGGGAGCACAGUACCAAAACAUAUGGAUGUACGUGACGCACGAGCUAUACGACGCCGUCGGAGACUGCGAGAACGGAGACCUGUCCGCCAACGACGGUGGGCCGCACGCCUGGGACGAAGGCUGGGCCUUCUACGCUGGCUCCCUUGAGGGCACCGACGUCGGGGGCACGGGCGACGGGCAGAUGCUCUACGCGCUGGCGGAGAAGAGGUGCGAGAACUUCGGGACAUGCACCGGAGACUCGGACGGCAGCGACACGACGGGUGUAUCGGCGAUUAACUCUGAGCUGCUCACUCUGUGGGAGACUGGCCAGGCGAGCCUGCUCGCCGAGGAGUGCACCGAGGCCUCGGCUGUGAUCGACCAGAUCUUGCCGCUCAUGGCUGUUCCUCUCAUCCAGGGUCUGCUGAGGUACACGUACCUUGCUGACCCCGCUAUUGGAACGGGCGGCGACAAAGAGGCCGCCGAGCUCUGGGCCUUCUCCGCCUCGAUCUUGCCGUGGAUCAGCACCUGCGAUGCUGCGGUCGGGACGAAAGUCCGCGACAACACCGAGCUCGGGAGCGCGAGCGCGCCCAUGGCGGACGGGUACGCGGCGAUCAAGGCGGAGCUGGAGACCGUGUACUCUUGCAUGGGCAUCACGUGCGCCCAGGUUGGCGGCCUUCUUGACGACACCGGCGCCUACUACGCGGACUUCGAACCAUGCGUUGAUGCGGACGCAUCGACCACCUCUGUGACUUCCGCGACCGGUACCUACGCGAAUAUCGCGGGAUAUGAACCAGGAUCGGAUGUCGUGGAACACUCGGAGCUUGACCUGGACGUUGCCGACAUGGAGGCGGGCACCGACUUGGAGUCGGAAGCUGGCCUCACCGCCGCGUACACGGCGUACUCCGAAGGCGGAAACAGCGAGAAGACGGACUCGACCCGGACCCUCCAGGGCUUGUCGACCGACGCUCAAGAAAAGCUGACGGGCGAGGCUACCUUCGACGUUUGGGAGGCGUACUGGGGCAGCCCCGACUACGCCGACCAGUACACGUCGGCGGCAUGCCAGGGAACGGGCACCUUCGAAGGCGCUGAGAUGGUCACGCGUUCGGAGUGUUGCCUCAAGGGAGCACAGUACCAGAACGUGUGGAUGUACGUGACUCACGAGCUAUACGACGCCGUCGGAGACUGCGAGAACGGAGACCUUUCAGCCAACGACGGUGGGCCUCACGCGUGGGACGAAGGGUGGGCCUUCUACACGGGUUCCCUUGAGGGCACCGCCGUCGGGGGCACGGGCGACGGGCAGAUGCUGUACGCCCUGGCGGAGAAGAGGUGUGAGAACUUCGGGACAUGCACCGGAGACUCGGACGGCAGCGACACGACGGGUGUAUCGGCGAUCAACUCUGAGCUUCUGGGUCUGUGGGAGGAUGGGAAGGCCAACCUGCUCGCCGAGCAGUGCACCCAAGCCUCGGCCGUGAUCGACCAGAUCGUGCCGCUUAUGGCGGUUCCUCUCAUCCAGGGUCUGCUGAGGUACACGUACCUUGCUGACCCCGCUAUUGGAACGGGCGGCGACAAGGAGGCCGCCGAGCUCUGGGCCUUCUCUGCCUCUAUCCUGCCGUGGAUCAGCGCCUGUGAUGCCGCGGUUGGGACCACCGUCCGCGACAACACGGAGCUCGGGAGCGCCAGCGCGCCCAUGGCAGACGGGUACGCGGCGAUCAAGACGCAGCUGGAGACCGUUUACUCUUGCAUGGGCAUCACUUGCGCCCAGGUUGGCGGUCUUCUGGACGACACCGGCGCCUACUACACGGACUUCGAGCCAUGCGAUGACAGCACUUCCACGACCGAUUCCGCGACUUCUGCGACCGGUACCUACGCGGAUAUUGCGGGAUACACGCCAGGAUCGGAUGUCGUGGAGCACUCGGAGCUUGACCUGGACGUUGCCGACAUGGAGGCGGGCACCGACUUGGAGUCGGAAGCCGGCCUCACCGCCGCGUACACGGCGUACUCCGAAGGCGGAAACAGCGAGAAGACGGACUCGACCCGGACCCUUCAGGGCUUGUCGACCGACGCUGAUGGAAAGCUGACGGGCGAGGCUACCUUCGACGUUUGGGAGGCGUACUGGGGCAGCCCCGACUACGCCGACCAGUACACGUCGGCGGCAUGCCAGGGAACGGGCACCUUCGAAGGCGCUGAGAUGGUCACGCGUUCGGAGUGUUGCCUCAAGGGAGCACAGUACCAGAACGUGUGGAUGUACGUGACUCACGAGCUAUACGACGCCGUCGGAGACUGCGAGAACGGAGACCUUUCAGCCAACGACGGUGGGCCUCACGCGUGGGACGAAGGGUGGGCCUUCUACACGGGUUCCCUUGAGGGCACCGCCGUCGGGGGCACGGGCGACGGGCAGAUGCUGUACGCCCUGGCGGAGAAGAGGUGUGAGAACUUCGGGACAUGCACCGGAGACUCGGACGGCAGCGACACGACGGGUGUAUCGGCGAUCAACUCUGAGCUUCUGGGUCUGUGGGAGGAUGGGAAGGCCAACCUGCUCGCCGAGCAGUGCACCCAAGCCUCGGCCGUGAUCGACCAGAUCGUGCCGCUUAUGGCGGUUCCUCUCAUCCAGGGUCUGCUGAGGUACACGUACCUUGCUGACCCCGCUAUUGGAACGGGCGGCGACAAGGAGGCCGCCGAGCUCUGGGCCUUCUCUGCCUCUAUCCUGCCGUGGAUCAGCGCCUGUGAUGCCGCGGUUGGGACCACCGUCCGCGACAACACGGAGCUCGGGAGCGCCAGCGCGCCCAUGGCAGACGGGUACGCGGCGAUCAAGACGCAGCUGGAGACCGUUUACUCUUGCAUGGGCAUCACUUGCGCCCAGGUUGGCGGUCUUCUGGACGACACCGGCGCCUACUACACGGACUUCGAGCCAUGCGAUGACAGCACUUCCACGACCGAUUCCGCGACUUCUGCGACCGGUACCUACGCGGAUAUUGCGGGAUACACGCCAGGAUCGGAUGUCGUGGAGCACUCGGAGCUUGACCUGGACGUUGCCGACAUGGAGGCGGGCACCGACUUGGAGUCGGAAGCCGGCCUCACCGCCGCGUACACGGCGUACUCCGAAGGCGGAAACAGCGAGAAGACGGACUCGACCCGGACCCUUCAGGGCUUGUCGACCGACGCUGAUGGAAAGCUGACGGGCGAGGCUACCUUCGACGUUUGGGAGGCGUACUGGGGCAGCCCCGACUACGCCGACCAGUACACGUCGGCGGCAUGCCAGGGAACGGGCACCUUCGAAGGCGCUGAGAUGGUCACGCGUUCGGAGUGUUGCCUCAAGGGAGCACAGUACCAAAACGUGUGGAUGUACGUGACUCACGAGCUAUACGACGCCGUCGUAGACUGCGAGAACGGAGACCUGUCCGCCAACGACGGUGGGCCGCACGCCUGGGACGAAGGCUGGGCCUUCUAUGCCGGUUCCCUUGAGGGCACCGACGCCGGGGGCUCGGGCGACGGGCAGAUGAUCUACGCGCUGGCGGAGAAGAGGUGCGAGAACUUCGGGACGUGCUCGGGAGACACGGACGGCAGCGACGCGACGGGUGUAUCGGCGAUUAACUCUGAGCUGCUCACUCUGUGGGAGGUUGGAAAGGCCAACCUGCUCGCCGAGGAGUGUACCGAGGCCUCGGCUGUGAUCGACCAGAUCGUACCGCUCAUGGCGGUUCCUCUUAUCCAGGGUCUGCUGAGGUACACGUACCUUGCUGACCCCGCUAUUGGAACGGGCGGCGACAAGGAGGCCGCCGAGCUCUGGGCCUUCUCUGCCUCUAUCCUGCCGUGGAUCAGCGCCUGCGAUGCCGCGGUUGGGACUGCUGUCCGCGACAACACGGAGCUCGGUAGCGCCAGCGCGCCCAUGGCGGACGGGUACGCGGCGAUCAAGACGCAGCUGGAGACCGUUUACUCUUGCAUGGGCAUCACGUGUGCGCAGGUUGGCGGUCUUCUGGACGACACCGGUGCCUACUACACGGACUUCGAGCCAUGCGAUGACGGGAGUUUGGCAAGUAUCGACAGGUCGAGCGACAGCGGUCUUGACGAUGGUGGUAUCGCCGGUGUAACGAUCGGCGUCAUCGCAGCUGCUGCCAUCGGCGUUGCGGCGGUUGUGCUCUUCAAAAAGAGACGGAAGGGCGCGGCGACAGUCAACGAGAACUUGGGCAACUUUUAAGCUCACUUAGCUCGGGUGGAACUGCAGUUUAACAGAUGUAACAAAUUCAUACAUACAAGACUCCCCUUCGGGAGUUAAGUGGUGUGUGGCGACGCAAGAGGACAUGGUCGAUGUCAUCGCGGUCGUAUCGGCGCAUCAUUUUGCAUCAUGUGCGUUUUUCUUUUUUUUCGUUCGCAGUGAUGUCUUUGCUGCGGGUCCUCUACUGCUGUUAUCCUCUGUGUUCAUUUUGUUGUCCUUGGGCGUGGGUUGUAAUGUACCGACACCCCACCGUACCCCUGAGAAGGAAGCGUGAACAAGGACUCGCUUCCGCCAGCGAAAGAUGUCUCGGAGUACGCUCGAAGCACGAAUACAGUCGAACUGAUACAGACAUACAUCCGUUUCUCCUGCUUCUUAUCGGUUUAACACCAUUGGCUGUUGCGCAGGGGCGUGUUUAUCAAUCAAUUUUGCUGGACAAGUACUCUAUCGUUGUUGCAUUCUUUGUGAAGAGGGUGAUGGGGGGGGGUGAUACCCGAAUGAUGCUUUAGAAAGCGGUUGGAAGUUUCAUUUGUUAAUGACGACCUGUUUCACCUCAAAAUGCGUGUAGGCUGUGUGUUGACACAGGGGCGGACGAAGGUUACGCCGUUGCCUCCAACGUACAAGGAGGUAGAAGUUUAUGGUGGAGCUUCAUCCAAGCCAGGGAGAGAAGAACCGUAACUAGCUGAGUUCAUGGAGUAUGUUUCAACCACUUGCAUCCUAAAUCAGAGCGCUCUUUUAUCUUGCCGGUUGAUUCUCCAAUCAAAUGCAGUGGUGGCGAUCAACGAGAAAAUUGUAUACGUUUCUGACCACAGGCUAGGGUCAAUUUUGUAGGCCACCAGCAGCCGCAUGUAGGUUUUGUAAUGGUUUUGGCGUGCGUGGGGUUUUAUGUUGGUCUGUAUUGGGCAUCUCUCAUGCGUUCCUAGAUUCCGAGAUGUCGAUGUUUGUUUGCAGACUGAUUGAUUAUUACGUAUGUCGAUGCAUGUUAGCUUCCGGAGUGAUGGUCGUAAAAAAGAAUGACGUUCACCAGCCUCAAGGUCCCACAAGAGGUGGCAAUGCAGACAAACCUGUGGGUUAUUUUUCAUGGACGGACGUGUUUCGUAAGCAAGCGUGAUUUCGUUGGUUGGGUCGUUCUUGGUUCCGACCAGGGGUAAGUUUUUUCGAGGGCAUUAAGCGAGUUACUUUGUACCAAAGACACAGCAUGGGGGCCGAGGUACAUAAUAAUAAGGAGAGGCUCGGUCGUGUAUGAGAGGUAAAUUAGUAAGCAAGCCGCCAGGGCAGGUAGCGAAGGCAUACUGCAAGCCUGC